AUGGUGAAAUAUUUAUUUGUCCACUAUAAUUUAAUGUUAUUGGUAUUUUUUGUGACAAAAUCUUUAGGGGAUUCGGAAGGAAAAUAUUCUGAUUAUAUUACAGAAUGCAAAAAAGAGUAUCCAGUGACACAAGAUGACUUAGAGCAGUUUCUGUAUAAGAAGAUACCAGAUAAUGACACUGUAAAAUGUCUUUUUGCGUGCAUUUAUAAGAAGACUGGAAUAAUGGAUGACGAGGGAAAAAUGUCAGUAAAAGGUACUCGUAAGAUUAUCAAAAGACAUUUAGCUGAUAAUCCCGCCGUCAUGAAAAAAGCAUAUGCAUUUGCAAAGGCAUGCGAAAGUGUAAAUGAAGAAGCUGUAAGUGAUGGCACUAAAGGCUGUGAAAGGACCGCGUUAAUGUUCAGAUGCAGUAUUGAAAAGGCACCGAAGCUCGACAUUUUGGCGUAA
Molecule: messenger RNA, 444 nt
Organism: Parnassius apollo (apollo)
Lineage: Eukaryota; Metazoa; Arthropoda; Insecta; Lepidoptera; Papilionidae
Source: the annotation of a GenBank genome assembly